AUGGACAACAACGUGUUUGAUAAAACAAUUGUAGUUAAAAGUGAAAAAAGAGUUAGCUUUGAUAUUUUAAUCUUAACAAAAAUAGCAUAUCAAGAGAGCAGGGAUACGUUGAAUAAAACUACAAAAAAGGAUUCAUUAUUCCAG
Molecule: messenger RNA, 144 nt
Organism: Racocetra persica
Lineage: Eukaryota; Fungi; Glomeromycota; Glomeromycetes; Diversisporales; Gigasporaceae
Source: the annotation of a GenBank genome assembly